Molecule: messenger RNA, 3476 nt
Organism: Saccoglossus kowalevskii
Lineage: Eukaryota; Metazoa; Hemichordata; Enteropneusta; Harrimaniidae
Product: low-density lipoprotein receptor-related protein 5-like
Source: RefSeq, a predicted model, not a curated record
AUGCCGUACAUUGGGGAGGCUGAUAUUUCAUACUUCGUAGAGGAGGAUUCGGAGGGUUCGUUUUCUCAGUCUACAAACACUGGUUUACUGUGGCUGUCGGUGGACACACCCAUAUCCUCUAGCUCAGUAUCAGGUGUGCGGUUUUCGCGAGGGCCCGGCCAAGCGAUAUACGAUAACGUCACUUCGCCACCUACUACUCUUAUAUCCGGAACUUCCGUCAAGGUAAGCAUAAACUAUGAUUAUGAAGACCAGCUCUUAUUCUGGACGGAAACUACUACCCGCAGUGUUUACAGAACUGAACUCCAGUCUGGGAAUUAUGUGAGCACCCCUAUAUAUUCUGGAACGUCCUCGCAGGCAGAGGGACUGGCUGUAGACUGGGUUUCUAAAAACGUGUAUUGGACCGAUGCAGCUUAUAACUGGAUUAUGGUGUCGGAAUACAGCGGGGCGUAUGCACACCAGUUAGUGUUAACCGAUAUUGACCGCCCUAGAGGCAUCGCUGUCCAUCCAAGCAGAGGGCUGCUUUUCUGGUCGGACGUUGGGACAAGCCCUCGGAUUGAAAUGGCUAAUUUGGACGGUACUGGUCGACAAAUUCUUGUCAGCAAAGAGAGAAAUGGAGUACAAAGUAUAAAAUCUCCAAACGGGAUAACAAUUGAUUACAAUUCGAACAGAUUGUAUUGGGUUGAUCAAGGUUUAAAAUCGAUUAAGUCGAUAAGCUGGAAUGGUGUUAACUACAUCAUCAGUAUGAUACUAACUGAAAUUAACUUUGUGUUUCCCUUCGACAUUACCCUGGACGAGAACUAUUUUUUCGUCAGUGAUCACCUGUCUGGUGUUGUAUGGAUAAUAAGCCGUUCAAACACUUCCAAUCGAAGAGCCAUAUCCGCCGGUUCUAACACUGGUACACUGGGAAUUACGUAUUAUUCGCCAUUAAGACAAGCACACAUGACAAGUACUUGCUCUGAUAACAAUGGUUUAUGUGACCAAAUGUGUGUAGGAGUUGCUAGUGGUCGUACAUGUUUGUGUGCCAAAGACCAUGUGCUAAAUGCCGAUGGUAGAACAUGUGACAGAAACACCCAUAUGAUCACGGGACAUCAGUUAUUGUUUGCAAUUGCAAAUGGUGUAUACAAACUACCAGUGAAUUUUGGCCACUCUCAGCAGUCCCAGAAUAUAACUCAGAUCAUAUACAAUAUGAAUGUUUUCACAAUGGACUAUGUAUAUGAAUAUGACAUGUUGUAUGCGUACGAUGACAAUUCCAAGUCAAUUGUACGGACAGAUUUAAGAGAAGGUACAACCAGAACGGCAAUAAUAACUGGUGUUAAUAAUAUACAAGGAAUUACAAUCGAUUGGUUAGCGAACAACAUUUACUAUAGUGAUUCUGAAAAUAUAGCCAUCUACGUGUGUACAACAGACGGCCGGUUCUGCUCGCCUAUUAUAAGUGAUAAUAUCCAGCAACCUAGAGGGAUCGCAGUACACCCAGAGAAAAAGUACCUAUUUUGGGCUGACAGCGGCAGUGUCCCUCGAAUCGAGCGAUCAGGUCUGUCUGGUCGACAGCGAAAGAAUCUGGCAAGUGCUGGCCUUGUGCGCCCCACGUCUGUAACUAUUGAUUUUUCCAAACAAAGGGUAUAUUGGGUAGACUCAGGACAGUUUGUAGUUUUCUCUUCUGACUACGAUGGUAAUGGUAAGCAAUCUGUGUACGGUGCUAACAGUGACGUGGCGGGAAUAGCUAUAUUCCAGGAUCAUCUAUACUGGACACAGCCACGUCACAAUGCUAUAGGACAGAAGGAUUUGGUAAACAAUAAUUAUGUUAAUGCGGUGUUUGCAUGGGCUUCCCCAACAACAAUAAUUGCAUAUGAUGCAACGAAACAAAAACAGUCCCCAGGACCAUGCGAUAUGGAUAAUGGGGGCUGUGCCGAGAUAUGUAUUCCAAGCACAGGUGGGGCGGAAUGCCUCUGUGGCCAAAAAGCAAAUACAACGUGCACUCAAGUUCUACGCUGUCCUGUCUACCUCCGACAUGGGUCAAUAUCAGAAGCUUGUGACAAUACCCAGGGUAACAACUGUCCAUUUCAAUGUGACAAUGAGUUCUCAGCCACCUUGCAAAGGGAUCUCCGUUGCCUCGACACUGGCGAAUGGGAUGCUGACAUGAACACAUUAUGCAGAUUAGACAUUGAUAUGGAGCACUUUAUGCUGGUAGCAGACUCGUUGUUAGCAACUAUAUUUCAUUUAAGCCUAUCUUCGACUCACUACGAGUAUGCAGUUCUGCCUAUCACGGGUAUGAGCAAUCCCGUUGCCGUUGACUACGAUCCCUUGGAUGAGAAAGUCUACUGGACGGACGUGAAUUUGCACACGAUUAACAGAGCAGCCGUUGAUGGCAGUGACAAGGAAGUCAUUGCUGAAGGUGUUCAAGAAUACGAACGUUUUGACUAUGACAACGCCUGCCGUUCACACGAUGCCUUAGUUUACGAUACUCCUCACAUUUACUGGUCCGAUUGGGGGACAUUGCCAAAAAUUGAACAAUCCGACCUUGACGGAGGCGAUCGCAUGAUUUUGGUUAGUGACGGACUCGGUUGGCCUAACAGUUUAGCACUUGACGUUACAGAUGAUAGGUUAUACUGGUGCGAUGCGCUUGUUGACAAAAUCGAAUAUUACAAUUUCAAAACUGGAAGUCGACAUCUACUUUUGCAGCUCAGCGGCACUCCGCAUCCUUUUGGUAUUGCAGUAGUUGAUCGCAAUAUCUAUUGGACGGAUUGGACUAAACGGCAACUGCAGAGAGCAGACAAGCAUACUGGUUUGAAUAUUGGCGGAGUUGGGUAUGCCAUAUUUGAGAAGCCUAUGGGCGUUCAUACGUUCAAAAAACAAAUAUCGUCAACAUUACCCGCUACGACAGCCAGGACAACAACAGCAACGAGGACCACGACGAUUACCUCCACUACUCAAACUUCCUCGCCAACACCAGAAGCAUCGCUUGGACUAAAAACAGACGCACUAAUACCCUCCAAACCUAUCUCCAACGCACCACCAACGUAUAUUAUCAGAACAGCCUUAGCAAAACAGACCACCUUGACGUGGAACCAAUCGAUGCCCACUUCAGCCUCUAAUUUCACCUCUGGGAUCGUAACAGACUACAACCAGUGGAAUUUGAGUACGAUCAGUGGGAUAGUCACGGGAGUGGUAAUCUUCAUAGUACUUAUCGUUGUUCUAACGCUUGUAUUGAUAACUGUAUAUCGGAGAAGACGAAUUCAACGCCCCAAUAUUAUAAACACGGGGUUCUUCCAGGAAAGAGAACACUUCAUGAAGUACAGUACCGACUUGGACGGUGUUGAGGUUGUCCCAUCUGCACCACCAGCCCCGCCAAUUGCAGUGACACGCGAUUCCGCACUGGACUCGCUGGAACAUAUUUACUUGACGCCACAGAACGCACCGGAACGACAGAUAUCGGACUCCUCAAUAUAUAACACUAUACCAGAUUACUAGUGACCAAC